Hippoglossus stenolepis (Pacific halibut) is the source of this 813-nucleotide messenger RNA. It is a transcript of the gene med28, whose product is annotated as mediator complex subunit 28. NCBI's taxonomy places the organism in Eukaryota, Metazoa, Chordata, Actinopteri, Pleuronectiformes, Pleuronectidae. The transcript has 4 exons. The record is from RefSeq and is a predicted model, not a curated record. Gene Ontology annotation, cellular component: mediator complex. The coding region runs from base 7 to 591 and encodes 194 amino acids.
GUGCGCAUGUGCAGACCGGGCAGCAACAAGCAUCCCUCUCAGAUCAAGAUGGCGUCGUCCAUGGGUGGGAUGUUUCCCGGUCAGCAGCCGCCCGGUCCUCAUCCCGUCGGGGGCCCGGGUGGACCGGGACAACCGGGCUUCCCCGCUCCCGCUGCCCGGACUCAGGGCAGCAACACGCUGGUGGACGAACUGGAGGCUUCGUUCGAGGCAUGUUUUGCAUCCCUGGUGAGUCAGGACUACGUUAAUGGAACAGACCAAGAGGAGAUUCGAACUGGUGUUGAUCAGUGCAUACAAAAGUUUCUGGACGUGGCUCGACAGACAGAGUGCUUCUUCCUACAGAAAAGGCUCCAGUUAUCUGUGCAGAAGCCAGAGCAGGUGGUGAAAGAGGAUGUGUCAGAGUUACGUAACGAGCUACAGAGGAAAGAAUUGCUGGUUCAGAAGCACUUGUCCAAACUGCACCACUGGCAACAAGUGCUCGAGGAUGUGAGCGUUCAACACCGCAAACCCUCGGACCUUCCUCCCCCUGGACCGCUGGCCUUUCUGGAGCAGGCCUCUGCCAGUCUGCCCCCCGCCCCUCUGAAGCCAAACUAAUACAAACUCAAGGAAAGAACACAGCACCAUGGACGUCGUGUGAUGCCCUCUGUCAACCUGUGAGGAAACUGAAGAGAGGUGUUUACUGUGCAGGGAAUUCAUUCAUUCAUUCACAAACUUCAAUGUUUCUUCAGUAUUUUGAUCCAUGUAAAUAUUUCUGCUAUCAACAUUUUUUUUUUUUUAUACUGUAAAAAAUAAAAUACAAAUUGUGAGUAUUUUGAA